AACAAAUCAUGGAGGAAGCUGUUACAAGGAAAUUUGUCCAUGAGGACAGCAGCCACAUCAUUUCCUUUUGUGCUGCCGUCGAAGCCUGUGUCCUUCACGGCCUCAAGCGGCGGGCAGCUGGUUUCCUGCGCAGCAACAAGAUCGCGGCUCUGUUCAUGAAGGUGGGGAAGAGCUUCCCACCCGCGGAAGAGCUCUCUCGGAAGGUGCAGGCCCUGGAGCAGCUCCUGGAGAACGUGCGGAACCAGGGACCAGGCGUCCAGGAGAACCCCCGCAAAGUCCAGAAGCUCCCCAACUUAUCCCCACAGGCGAUCAGGCACCUCUGGAUCAGGACGGCGCUUUUUGAGAAGGUCCUGGAUAAAAUUGUACACCACUUGGUGGAAAACAGCAGUAAAUACUAUGAGAAGGAAGCAUUGCUGAUGGAUCCUGUCGACGGCCCCAUCCUGGCUUCUUUGUUAGUGGGACCUUGUGCACUGGAGUACACCAAGAUGAAGACGGCCGACCACUUCUGGACAGACCCUUCGGCGGAUGAACUGGUGCAACGCCAUCGGAUCCAUAGCUCUCACUGUCGCCAAGACUCGCCCACAAAGCGCCCUGCUCUCUGUAUCCAGAAGAGGCAUUCGAGUGGCAGCAUGGAUGACCGCCCAUCUCUCUCAGCUCGAGAUUAUGUGGAGUCGCUCCACCAGAACUCCAGAACCACCCUCUUGUAUGGCAAGAACAACGUCUUGGUGCAGCCGCGCGAUGAUAUGGAGGCGAUUCCGGGCUAUUUGUCUCUUCAUCAGGCUGCUGACUUCAUGACACUGAAGUGGACCCCAAACCAGCUGAUGAAUGGCUCUGUCGGAGACCUAGAUUAUGAGAAAAGCAUCUACUGGGAUUACGCCAUGACCAUCCGCCUGGAGGAGAUCGUCUAUCUGCACUGCCACCAGCAAGACAGUGGGGGCACCGUGGUCCUUGUCAGCCAAGAUGGCAUCCAGCGCCCUCCCCUGCGGUUCCCCAGAGGGGGGCAUCUCCUGCAGUUCCUCUCCUGCCUAGAAAAUGGGCUCCUGCCCCGAGGGCAGCUGGACCCACCGCUCUGGUCCCAGAGGGGAAAGGGGAAAGUGUUCCCAAAGCUGAAGAAACGAAGCCCUCCGGGAUCCUCGGAGUCGGCCUCGGACAAGGAAGAGGAGGAGGCCACGGAUUAUGUCUUCAGGAUCCUUUACCCGGGCUCGCAGUCAGAGUUUGCCCCCCAGGACUUGAUGGACACCCCAGCGAGCGCCCUUCCUUCCAUGUGGCAACCGGGCACGGGCACGUCUUCCUGCUCCUCCUGCUCUCAGAGCGGCCCCAUGGGGGGUGGUCCAUCCAACGGCUGCAGCCAUGAAAGGGCCCCCCUAAAACUGCUGUGUGAUAACAUGAAGUACCAGAUCCUCUCCAGAGCCUUUUAUGGAUGGCUCGCCUACUGCCGCCACCUCUCCACUGUGCGAACACACCUGUCAGCCCUGGUGAACCAUGACAUUGUGUCUCCUGAAGUGCCGUGCGAUGCCAGGAGGGGCCUGACUGUCGAGAUCUGGGAGAGGUUCCUGCAGGACAGCACGAGCUAUGAGGAGAAGGAGCUGCUGCGCCUGGUCUACUUUGGAGGAGUACAGCAUGAGAUCCGCAAAGCUGUCUGGCCUUUCCUCCUGGGCCAUUACCGGUUGGAGAUGUCAGAAGCAGAGAGGAGAGAGGUUGACAGCCAGACCCGCACCUGCUACGAGCAGACCAUGGCAGAAUGGCUGGGCUGUGAGGCGAUCGUCCGGCAGCGGGAGAAGGAGUCGCACGCCGCUGCCCUGGCCAAGUGCUCCUCGGGAGCCAGCUUGGACUCCCAUAUGGAGCGCAUGAUGCACCGGGACUCGACCCUCAGCAGUGAGUCUUCCCAGAGUGGGAGUUCCGGCCCCCAGAGCCUGACCCGGCUGCACAGCGACUCCAGCGGGAGUGCCCAGGUGUUUGAGUCUGUUGAAGAACUAGAAGAGCCAGAAGUGGGACCCAAGCCGGAGGAGGGCAAACCGGACGACGUCUCCAACGGGACUGUCCCUGGCAGGGGGGCGCGCGGCUCACCAGACUCCAGCCACCCUUCCUCCCGGAACCUCUCCAUUCUUUUGGCCUCCUCGGAGCGCGGCUUCGGCAGCAGCACGGAGGAGGACGGUGCUGCCGAGGCUGGGGAGGCCGGGGGCCCCCACCACUCUGCCCCCAUGAGGAUGGAGGCCGGCCAGGAGACCCUCACCCUGCAAAGCCUCCUGGCGGAUGGGAAGAGCACGAGAGACAAAGGGCUGCAAGGCCAGGACAGUUUGAACGAGGACCUCCCCCUGGCGGAGGGCAAGCUGGACGAGUUUUUUCUGAUGGGCGAGAAGCUUCCUGAUCCAGAGAGGGGGGUGCCUCUUCGGACAGGGGACCGGACGGAGAGCUGGGUGGGCCACGGCACGGAGCCGGCCAACUCCCUGGAGAGCGACGAGGAGGACGACCUGUCGGAGGAGCCAGAGAUGGAAACCCUCUACCCGCCGCAGCCGGAUGCUCGCCCCUUGGCCGUCACCGACUUGACCCUGAGCGCCAUCUCCCCUGUCUCUUCCUCAGGGGUCACCUAUCCUCCAGAGCUUCUGGACCUGUACACCAUUAACCUGCACCGCAUCGAGAAGGACGUCCAGAGGUGUGACCGGAACUACUGGUACUUCACGCCUGCCAACCUAGAGAAACUUCGCAACGUCAUGUGCAGCUACGUUUGGCACCACCUUGACGUCGGCUACGUGCAGGGGAUGUGUGAUCUGCUGGCCCCUUUGCUCGUCAUUCUGGACGACGAAGCCCUCGCUUUCAGCUGUUUCACGGAGCUCAUGAAGAGGAUGAACCAAAACUUUCCCCACGGAGGAGCGAUGGACACCCACUUUGCCAACAUGCGCUCCCUCAUCCAGAUUUUGGACUCGGAACUCUUUGAGCUGAUGCACCAGAACGGCGAUUACACACAUUUCUACUUCUGCUAUCGCUGGUUCCUCCUGGAUUUUAAGCGAGAACUCGUUUACAAUGACGUCUUUUCUGUCUGGGAGACCAUCUGGGCAGCCACUCGGAUCUCCUCUGCCCAUUACGUCCUCUUCAUUGCUCUGGCCCUGGUGGAGGUCUAUCGAGACAUCAUCCUAGAGAACAACAUGGACUUCACAGAUAUCAUCAAGUUCUUUAACGAAAUGGCUGAGCGCCACAACACCAAAGAGAUCCUGAAGCUGGCUCGAGACCUUGUGUACAGAGUCCAGACUCUGAUUGAGAACAAGUGAUUCAGGAAAUGGCCUGACCCCCACCCCCACCCCUUGGAGGAAGCGGCACCGUCCUUGACAAAGCUUUUACGGCUGAGGGUGGCACUCGGAAAGAGAGCCUGGCACUCUGAGCGAUCUCAAGUGAACUCUUGAAGGGUGUGUGUGGGUGUGGGUGUGUCCCGUCCCGUCCCCCCCCCAACCAUGUCAUUGCGCUGGCCGGGUGGGACAGACCGAGGCCCCUUCCUGACCUCGGCCCCUGUCUUGGUGAUUAACCAAAGAACUCAGAAGAGCCACAGCUUUCUCGGGGUGGGGGCCUGUCCCCUGGCCACAAGUCUUCUCUGGAGGAUGGGGUGAGGAGGGAGUGACACAGCCUGGCUGUUUAUAUGAAUGUCCACUUUUAUGAACUUUGGGAGGCAGUGGAGGCUUUGAAAAGCACCCCUGGGGCCUUCAGGUCUUGUUUUCCUCUUCCUCCCGGGGAGAAUAUCGUUUUAAGCCACCAGCAUAUUUCCUUGCCCUUCCCUCCUCUUUGAUUCUGAUCUUGCCUCUCAGAGAGAUUCCUGGGGGGAGACUCUGUGAGAAAGGCAGGGAAGCCCCGCACGCGCCCUUGGGGAGAGCAGCCCUCCUCCCUGCUCCAAGGGUGUCACGAGCAACCUCCGUGGCAGCACGCUGCCCUUCCCUGGCUGGAGGGGGCCUGGUUCCUUUCAAAGCCCCCCCCCGCCAGCUUCCUAAUGCCAUGCCAGUUUGGGAGGUGGACUGUGGAGCAAGGCCGCCGUGUCUGGAGCCCUCCUGCUGCAUUGCCCUGACUGGCAUGGGAUCUGCCCAUCCGCUGGGUGGUGCAACUGGGAGCACUGGUGCACUGGGAGCUGUGGGCAAUGUUGUUGAGGAUAAAUGUCUGGAUUCUUUGGGUUGUUUUAAAUGCCGGUGUUUUUAAAACCCUGAAGAAAGGGAAGCCUAAAGGAGUUCUUUUGCUUGAUUUAAAAAAAAAAUUCCCCCCAAAGGUCUUGGCUAAACGGGUGCCUAAUCCUGUCGCCACGGCAGUGGCUUCCGGGUGUGUGGCGGAUGCUCAGCCAUAUCUUUCCCCUCCCAAAGCAUGGGCCUCCUCAGUCCCACGCCGGGCCCCCUGCUGCACCGAGGCCAUGGGUGGGCUCCUCACUUCCGAGUGAAAUCUUCCUCGCCUUCUUGAGGGAGGGAGCAGCCGUGUGGAGAGGGCAGGGGGACCUCUCUGGACGCGGGUCACUCUGAAGAGCCUCCCUCCCCAAGUAGCUUCUGUGUGUGUGUGUCCGUCCGUGUGUGUGUGGCCCCCCAUGUGGUGCUUGUACUGGUGGGAACACUCUGGCAUUGC
Messenger RNA from Pogona vitticeps (central bearded dragon), 4587 nucleotides. NCBI's taxonomy places the organism in Eukaryota, Metazoa, Chordata, Lepidosauria, Squamata, Agamidae. The record is from RefSeq and is a predicted model, not a curated record.